This is a messenger RNA of Hyaloperonospora brassicae, 1173 nucleotides long. The record is from the annotation of a GenBank genome assembly. NCBI's taxonomy places the organism in Eukaryota, Oomycota, Peronosporomycetes, Peronosporales, Peronosporaceae.
AUGGCCGAAGUCCGGUGGACUGGGCCCCUCGCGCAGCACGACUUGCAGCACACGCGCAAGGACGACACGCAUCUGCGUACAGUGCUGCAGCAAUUGCAGAUGUCGGACGCCAGUGCGCCGUAUUCUUUUCUCGGCAACGAAUAUGCGAAGCUACGAGCGCCAGACGAAGAAGAAGUGGAAAAGGGAGAGGAAGAGGAGGAAGAAGACGGUGACGUAGAUGGUGGGUUUGACCGCGCUCUUGCACGGCGACAGGCGCGUUUGGACUUGGCGACUGACUCCAUGGCAAAACUGGCAGCAGGAAUUGAGCUGAAGAGCACGAACGAUCGAGUUGCGCUGCUGGAGCGACAGCUUUUGGACGCGGAAGAGAUUAUUUGCCACCUCAAGGCCGAGAAACUUGCUGCACUGCGAAGUAUGGAGCGACUCAGUGUUGCAGCUGCUGAUGGGGGGAAGAAAGAGGCGUAUGUGGAUGGUGAUCGUAUACAGAAACGAGAUGUGGUGUUGGAACUAGAGACGAGGCUGGCAGAGCAGAAUGAGAAGUACGCACGUGACCAGAAACAAAGCAUGGCGGUGAUUCGAGACCAGAAAAGUGAGCUCGAGAUGCUGCGGAAGCAGGUAGCUCAUGUAUUGAAACAGUAUGAGGAGCUGCAACAGAGACACAUGGAGUUGCUGGAGCUAGAUGAACCGGUUACAAUGAUGCAGCAGGGCGUGACGAGUGAUGAUGUACGUAUAUUUGAAGAAGAACGCAAUCAAGACAACAAAGCAAAGGCGAUCGGUUUGCACAAGGGCGACAGUCUCGGGCGAGCACGAGCUCUAGCUGAUGCUGAUGCAGUGAACUCAAAGUGGCAGGAAGAGCUGGUGCGCCACCCGACGCCACACUUUGAAAUGCAGUCGCCGGAGGUGUCCUACAUUCUUCAAGCUUGGACACAAAACAUCAAGAAGAUACGAUACUUGCGCCGCUGGCUUAUACAGGUGGUCGUCACAAAGGGUCCGCUGCCGGACGAUUUUCCUAUGGCUGUAGAGCUACCACGGCUUCCACUCGAAGUACGCGACGGUUUUCUUACACUUGUGCUCCCACUGCUUCGCAAGCAGACUGAACGAGAGAUCAUUGCUCAUUCGCGUCGAUACAACGACGGCAUCCAUAUUGACCUCCGCUUCCGUGUGGUGCCACGUUAA